This is a messenger RNA of Raphanus sativus (radish), 1586 nucleotides long. RefSeq lists its product as uncharacterized. The transcript has 6 exons. Gene Ontology annotation, cellular component: Golgi apparatus. The coding region runs from base 170 to 1384 and encodes 404 amino acids. Lineage: Eukaryota; Viridiplantae; Streptophyta; Magnoliopsida; Brassicales; Brassicaceae. The record is from RefSeq and is a predicted model, not a curated record.
GCCAAAACAACGGAUGUUGGGAUCUUUGGUUUGAUCUGAGCCAUCUCAACGGAUGUUGGGAUCCGCCACGUCACUUAUUUCUACUCCCGGUGAAUCGGAGACUCUCUACGGCACCGUUUAAGAUCAGAUCUUCACGAGUAUCAGGAUUCUUCGCCUUGUUCACACUUCAAUGGCGACAAUGAGCAAAGCUCAGAGGACCAAACCCUCUCCUGGAUCUCGCCGUCUUGUUCUCCUUCUCAUCCUCUUCGCAUUCCUCCUCCUUCUCUCCUCCGUGAUCUCUACCGGAAAAUUGGGUCUACCGUCGUAUCAACAGACCCUAAUCGAUUACUUCGUGGCAUCUCCUCGUGGCAAGAGACUCCACACGCUUUCGGACAAGUACUUGUACUGGGGAAACAGAAUCGAUUGUCCUGGGAAGAACUGCGAGACUUGUGCAGGCUUAGGUCACCAAGAAUCUAGCCUAAGGUGUGCACUUGAAGAAGCCUUGUUCCUCAACAGGACCUUUGUAAUGCCUUCUGGAAUGUGUAUCAAUCCAAUACAUAAUAAGAAAGGUAUUCUCGAUCGUUCUGAUGACAAAGCUACAGAGGAUGGUUGGGUAGGGAGCUCUUGUGCAAUGGACUCCCUGUACGACAUUGACCUCAUAUCUGAGAAGAUACCUGUGAUAUUGGACGACUCCAAGACAUGGCAUCUUGUUUUAUCCACAAGUAUGAAGUUGGGAGGAAGAGGGAUUGCGCAUGUUUAUGGAGUUAGUCGCCAUAGGUUAACAGAGAGUCACUACUCUAAUCUCUUGAUUAUUAACCGAACCGCAAGUCCUCUUGCUUGGUUUGUUGAGUGCAAAGAUAGAGGCAACCGUAGCAACGUCAUGCUUCCUUACUCCUUUCUCCCUAAUAUGGCAGCUGCAAGUUUGAGAAACGCUGCAGAAAAGAUAAAAGCACAACUUGGUGAUUAUGAUGCUAUCCACGUUCGCCGAGGGGACAAACUGAAGACCAGAAAAGACAGAUUCGGAGUUGAGAGGAUUCAGUUUCCUCAUCUAGACAGAGAUACACGACCAGAGUUUAUCCUUCACAGGAUAGAGAAGCGUAUCCCACCAGGGAGGACUCUUUUCAUUGGUUCUAAUGAGAGAACUCCCGGAUUCUUCUCUCCUCUCGCCGUCAGGUACAAACUGGCUUACUCAUCGAACUUUAGUGAGGUUCUGGAUCCUAUAAUCAAGAAUAACUACCAGUUAUUCAUGGUGGAGAGAUUGGUAAUGAUGGGAGCCAAAACAUUCUUUAAGACAUUUAAAGAGUAUGAAACGGAUCUCACCUUAACUGAUGAUCCCAAGAAGAACAAGAACUGGGAGAUACCGGUGUAUACCAUGGAGGAUAAAAGAAAAGAAUCAAUGAGCUAAAGUUUGUGCCUUCACAAGGUUAGGUCUUAUCACUUGCCACUAUCUUGGAGUCAAAUGCUGGAUUAGAGUUAUGUAUAAAAAGAAAAGAGUAUAGUUAUUCUGGUUCUGGGUGGUUCUUGUGUAAAUGUGUUAUACAAGAAGAACAGAUGAUAUAAGAUCUGUAAUGUUUUCAAAUUAGAAACCUUUUCAGUGUUUCUCUUAA